Molecule: messenger RNA, 1125 nt
Organism: Topomyia yanbarensis
Lineage: Eukaryota; Metazoa; Arthropoda; Insecta; Diptera; Culicidae
Product: glyoxal reductase-like
Exons: 6
Coding region: 108-986 (292 amino acids)
Molecular function (GO): oxidoreductase activity
Source: RefSeq, a predicted model, not a curated record
CAGUUUCCUAUCGAUCGACAGUGUACAUUUGUUGUUCAUCGACCGUGUUUCGUUUGUGAGUUGCGGUGUAAUUUUCGUGUGAUAAGUGACUAAGAAUCCAACGAACUAUGAAUCUCUCAUUCAAACUCAAUUCAGGACAUAGUAUUCCGCUGAUUGGUUUCGGUACGUACCAAAUUCGCGGCAAUCAUUUGAUCUACGAAACAUUGGAUUAUGCGCUGAAGGCCGGCUAUCGACACAUCGACACCGCUGUCGUAUAUCGCAACGAGGAACAUAUUGGAAACGCCUUGAAGACUUUACUCCCCAAGCACAACUUGAAGCGAGAAGAUAUAUUCAUAACAUCCAAGUUGAUCUCUCAACGCGACAAAGGCGAACAAUUCGUGGAGGAACUCGUACAGAAGUCAUUGGCCAAUUUACAAACCGAAUAUAUUGACCUUUACCUCAUCCACUGGCCUGGUGUUAGCGGCCUUCAGGUAUCUCAUCCCGAAAACGUUCAGUAUCGAAAGAACGCCUGGAAUGUGCUUUGCAAACUGCACCGCGAGGGUAAAUGUCGAUCGAUUGGUGUAUCGAACUAUAUGGUCAAACACAUCCGGGAGCUGUUGGCGGAUUGUAAUGGUGUACGACCGGCUGUAAAUCAGGUGGAAUGGCAUCCCCACUUCUUCCAGCCAGAGCUGCUUGAACUGUGCCGCUCGGAGGGAAUAUUUCUGCAAGCGUACUCUUCGCUCGGUACCUCCAUCAGUACCGAUCUAAGGGACGAUCCGGUCGUAGCUGAAGUGGCCACUCGUCUCAACCGUUCGCCAGCACAGAUUUUACUGCGCUGGGCAAUUCAGCGAAACGUCGGUAUUUUACCGAAAGCGCGAUCUCAAGCGCACAUCGACGAGAAUAUUGCCCUCGACUUCGAGAUUCCCCCGCAGGAUAUGGAGUUGAUUGACGACCUGAGGAACACUAGUGGUGCGAAAUACUCGUGGGAUCCGGACACAGUCGUUUAGUGUCUGGUGGAUGUUUGAUAUAGAACGCUUUCAUUGUUCAUGUGGUGCCUUUUAGAAAAGUCAGUUUAUUCAUUCAUAUUUAUUUAAGAAGGUGUACUGUUACAGUUAUUUUUCCCGCAAUAAACUUUUAAUCUAUUAC